Molecule: messenger RNA, 609 nt
Organism: Eruca vesicaria subsp. sativa (arugula)
Lineage: Eukaryota; Viridiplantae; Streptophyta; Magnoliopsida; Brassicales; Brassicaceae
Source: the annotation of a GenBank genome assembly
AUGGCUAUGACCAUCGAAGUACUUGCUGGACUUGCCUUCAUGUUUUCAUCUAGUAUCCUCCUACAGAUCCUGGCGUGUGCACUAUAUAGUAACUGGUGGCCAAUGCUAUCAGCACUCAUGUAUGUGGUAGUGCCUAUGCCGUGUAUGUUCUUUGGAGGAGGUUCAACACAGUUCCUAAUUAGUCGAGAUGGUGGAGGGUGGAUAGAUGCAGCAAAGUUCAUGACAGGAGCAUCAACGGUAGGAAGCCUCGCGAUUCCAAUCAUAUUAAGGCAUGCAGGAAUGAUCGAGACGGGUGCAAUGCUCAUAGAGUUCACAUCGUUCUUCAUAUUCAUCUGCACUGUCAUGUGUUUUCACCGGGCUAGCCUCGAUGAUUAUGAUUGGUAACAGAUAAGUUGUUGGUGGUAGUUAUAAUUUACUAAUUGGUCUUGCAUGAAGUGUGAAGAAGAUUAGGUAACUAUGAACCCGAAGUUAAGGUGCUGAAGAAAAGUCGCCUUCUUCCUCUUUUGUAAAGCUUUGUAUCAGUCAAUGUAUGUGUAAACAAGUUUUAAUUCAACAUACUGAACUUGAUAUCUAUACUAUUAAAGCUGAAGUACAAAAAUUUAAGUGUUU